AUGGCUUGUCCUGUCCUCCUGCGCCUCCUCGUCCUGUCCGUGUGUGUGUGUGGCGGUGUCGAGGUAAACAGCAGCACUAAGCGGAGUUGUAUGGAUAAGGUUCAGUGUGCCAAUGGGAUUCUGCUACCCGUUUGGCUCCCUCACAACCCGCCGCUGCCCCAGCAGGUGAUCCGGGCGAUCAUCUACUUCUUGUGUCUGCUUUAUAUGUUCCUUGGUGUGUCCAUCAUCGCCGACCGCUUCAUGGCCGCCAUCGAGGUCAUCACCUCACAGGAAAAAGAGGUGACCGUCACAGGGCCGAAUGGGGAACAGACAGUGAUAACGGUACGGAUAUGGAAUGAAACCGUAUCCAAUCUCACUCUGAUGGCCCUCGGCUCCUCUGCGCCGGAGAUCCUGCUGUCAGUUAUAGAGGUGUGUGGACACGGCUUCAAAUCAGGUGAGCUUGGCCCUGGCACCAUCGUCGGCAGCGCCGCCUUUAACAUGCUUGUGAUUAUUGCGAUCUGCGUCGUUGUAAUCCCUGAUGGAGAGGUGAGGAAGAUCAAACACCUGCGGGUGUUUUUCAUCACUGCCUCCUGGAGCAUCUUCGCUUACAUUUGGCUUUACCUUAUAAUCUCGGUCAUCUCCCCGGGUGUUGUCCAGGUGUGGGAAGCCCUGCUGACACUCUUGUUCUUCCCCAUUUGUGUUUUGAUGGCAUGGAUCGCAGACCGACGGCUCCUCUUCUACAAAUACCUUCAUCGCCGUUAUCGUGCUGACAAGCGCCACGGCAUCAUUGUGGAGACGGAGGGCGAAUUGGCACCCAACGGCAUCGAUGUUAUCAUGGAGGGGAAGUUCCAUGGCAAUGCCAACGGAGGUCCUAGCACAACUGCCAGCAAUGUCAACAUCAUUGAGACUGGCAAAGACCCAGAGCAGGAGCGUGAGGAGGUAAUCCGUAUGUUGCGUGACCUAAGAGAGAAACAUCCAGAUAAAGACUUAGACCAGUUGAUUGAGAUGGCCAACUACUCUAAUUUGCAGAAGCAACCAAAGAGUCGUGCAUUUUACCGCAUACAGGCCACACGCAUGAUCAUCGGAGCUGGAAAUGUAUUAAAGAAGCAUGCUGCGGCAGAACAGGCUAAACGUGCAGGCUCAAGCUCCGGCCCUGAUGAUGAUCUGGAGAAUUGCGCACUUGUGGCUUUUGAGGAGGAGCGUUAUCGCUGCAGUGAAAACUGCGGCCAGCUGAGUGUAUGGGUUAUACUACGCGGGGGCAGUGGGUCCGGGACAUUCCAAGUGGAUUACCAGACUGAAAACGGCUCAGCCCAAGCUGGAGUGGAUUAUAAUUACAGCGAGGGAACACUGGAGUUUCAACCUGGAGAAACACGAAAAGAGAUAAAGAUUGGCAUCAUAGACGAUGAUGUUUUUGAAGAAGACGAGCAUUUCUUUAUUCGUCUCUCGAACCUACGGGAGCCGGGGGUUGAAGCCACACAGGCCGUCCGAUUGGUGGAACCAAUGGUUGCCACAGUAACUAUUUUGGACGAUGACCAUGCAGGCGUUUUUUCAUUUGGGCGGCGUGAGCUUCUUGUUGCUGAGUGUGCGGGUGUCGCUGAGGUAACUGUCACUCGGGAGACGGGGACCCGGGGCACCGUUGUCAUCCCGUUUCACACCGAAGAUGGAACGGCGCACAGCGGAGUCGACUACCAACAAACACAGGGUGAACUGGAGUUCAGCAAUGAGGAGAGCUGUAAGACAUUACAGGUGCCAAUCAUUAAUGUCCAGGAAUAUGAUAAGCGAGAAAACUUUUAUGUUGUCCUUGAAGAACCUCAGUGGCUCAAGAGAGGAAUUUCAGGUGCUCCCAGUCCUGAGCUCGAAGAGGCAAGGAAGAUUGCUGAGAAGGGAAGGCCUGUCUUGGGCGAACACAGUAGGCUGGAAGUCAUCAUUGAGGAGAGCGUGGCCUUUAAGAUCCGCCAGGGAAUGGCCCCCAAUGGCACGAUAGACCCGGUAGAGAAGGCUCCACCCCUCUGCAUGAGACCUGUUCAUGGAGUGGACACUGUUGAACGUCUGUUAAAGGACACUAAUCUGGCUGAAGUGAUUGGAACACACUCCUGGAAAGAACAAUUCAUCGAGGCUGUCACUGUCAGUGCAGGAGAGGGCAGUGAAGGCGAAGGGGCCGAGCCACGCCGGCCGUCCUGCUGCGACUACUUCAUGCACAUGAUGACGGUGUUUUGGAAGUUGAUGUUCGCUUUUGUCCCGCCGACUGAGUACUGGAAUGGCUGGGCCUGCUUCAUCAUCUCCAUCAUCGUCAUUGGCUUCCUCACAGCCGUCAUCGGAGACCUGGCGUCUCAUUUUGGCUGCACUGUGGGGCUGCGGGACACCGUCACAGCCGUGGUGUUUGUCGCUCUCGGCACCUCCAUCCCAGACACGUUUGCAAGUAAAGUCGCGGCAGUUCAGGAUCAGUACGCUGACGCCUCUGUGGGAAACGUGACAGGAAGCAAUGCCGUGAACGUCUUCCUGGGGAUCGGAGUGGCCUGGUCCAUUUCAGCCAUCUACUGGGAGGUCCAAGGUCAGCCGUUUGAAGUGGAGCCAGGCUCUUUGGCUUUCUCCGUUACACUUUUUACCAUCUGCGCCUUCAUCGACAUGGGCGUGCUCAUGCUGCGGCGCCGCCCCUCUGUGGGUGGAGAGCUGGGCGGGCCUAAAGCCCUCAAGAUCCUCACAUCCAUGCUAUUCAUUGGCUUGUGGCUCCUGUACAUUACCUUCUCCAGCCUGGAGGCAUACUGUCACAUCCAGGGCUUCUGAGAAAACACACUUACAUGCACUUUUUUUUACACAAUGGGGUCAUCAUUUGAAAGUUUUUUUUCUCCACCAUAAUGAAACCGAGAGGCUUUCUUCAUCAUCCUCAUCAGCUUCAUCUACAGGGGUGGAUAAACUUAUUACUGACAUUAUUUUAUAGUCUGUUAUAACAGAACCACUCAUCCUUAAGAACAGACUAAAAUAUUUUCCAUGAUUGAUAUUUAAACUCGAAUCUGAACUGAUGGCCUAAACGAGUGAAAUGAAUUAAUCAAACUCAAAAAUAAGGAUUUCUUUUACAUUUCAUUGUGGAUAUUUUAUGAUUGUUAUAUUUAUGUGUUCCAGCUUAUAUAGCACUAAAAUGUCUCAGUGUUAUUAACUACUCGUUCAAAUUAUAUCUUCCAGGACAUUCUGAUGAACUGAUCAAAGACUCAAAUAUAGAAAAUAUUUAUCUUUUUAUCAGCUUACAUGGGUAUUUAAUCAGAAACAGCAAACAACAAAUGUACAAAAUGUACUAAUACAGAAUUAGGUAAUCAUGAUAUAAUGCUUGGGUAUAUACAGGGUUAAAAACAUAUCUAGUAUACUGUAGGUCUUAAUAUUGUUACAUUUAAGAAACUUCUUUUGAAAACAUGCAAUACGGUGUUCCUCAAGGUUCUCCUUAGGUCCUUUAUUGUUUUCCUCCUAUAUUCGUUUCCUCUCAAAUUAAAUUUUUCCUUUCUUUUUUGUUUUUAUUUUCUUACUUUUUAUGUUUUCUACCUUUUUCGCCUUUUCUUUAAUUUUUCCUUUUUUAAACUUCCUCUUUUUUAGAGUCCUCUUCCUCAUAUCAUCUAUCCCCAAAAUUUACAAUGCCUGUUUAAAAUCUGAAAAUGUGCUGGAGCCCAUCCAAACUUUUAAUCAAAUAUUUGAUCAACAAACAAUAACAAGACUAAGAUAUAUUUCCCAAAACCUUCAUUUUAUUUUAGAGCAAUACAACAAAUGUGCAAAAUUAGGCCUGUAUUCUGGAUGGUUGACACUGGAUAAUUUUCUGAUAACAGAUUUUCUUUUUUUACCUGAAACCAUCUAUUUUAACUCUGCCCCUGCCAAUGAUGCCAGAUGUGGUUUCUCACCAAUAAAAAUAUUAAAGAUAUGGCCCAAAAGUAAGAUAAAUGAUGAAUAACAUGUAAUUUAAAUCACCUGGCUUUGUUUAAUUAGUUUUGAUUACCUUUCUGAAUUUUUUUAGUCAUUUAAUGGAAACCAGGAGGGCAUGACCCACACUUUGGGAAACAGUUAUAUUUCACAUUUUUCUUUCUUCACUAUCUUGUUUCUGCUCCCCCUUUCUCCCCUUACCAUUUAAAAAAAUUCUUUCAAUAUGGUGUCCAUCAGGGUUCUAUAUUAGGCCCCUUCUUUAUUUCCCUUUAAAUUCCACCAUGCAGGACUAUCAUGCAGACAACACAAUUACAGAUUUAGCACCUGGUACAGAUUUGUCAGCACAGCUACACAAAAUGCAAGACUGUUUUAAAUAUGUAAAAACAUAUACAAACAGAACAUCCUUCCUAUGAAGUAGAAUUAAACAAAAAUACCAGUCUUAAGAAAUAAGUCUCCCAGCGAUAACACUAACACUUGUAUUCGUUAAACCUUGACUAAUGUAGCUUCAGUAAAGGACCUUGGCAUAGUUUUAUCUUUAAAUUUGUAUGUAAAUAAAACAACGUCUUAUUAUUUCCUACACCAUGUCUUUAUCAUCAUAGACCGCUGUUGCUAAAUAGCGGUUCUGCUGCGUCUUUAAGUGCACUUUGGCAGUCUAUAGCUUUAUCAUGAAAAGAAAAUCAAACAUACAAAUAUUGCUGAUGACUUUUGAUGUUAAAAUUGUGUAAUGUUCUUCUAAAGAAGUAUAACCCAUCCUAGUGAUACUUCCUGCUCUAUGAUGUUUUUUACUGAUCUCUUCAAGCAGACUAGC
Clarias gariepinus (North African catfish) is the source of this 4687-nucleotide messenger RNA. It is a transcript of the gene slc8a2a, whose product is annotated as solute carrier family 8 member 2a. The record is from RefSeq and is a predicted model, not a curated record. Gene Ontology annotation, cellular component: axon; postsynapse; sarcolemma. Gene Ontology annotation, biological process: cell communication; sodium ion transmembrane transport; calcium ion import across plasma membrane. The transcript has 12 exons. Gene Ontology annotation, molecular function: calcium:sodium antiporter activity. NCBI's taxonomy places the organism in Eukaryota, Metazoa, Chordata, Actinopteri, Siluriformes, Clariidae. The coding region runs from base 1 to 2763 and encodes 920 amino acids.